This is a messenger RNA of Cloeon dipterum, 1817 nucleotides long. It is a transcript of the gene Mettl5, whose product is annotated as Methyltransferase like 5. The record is from RefSeq and is a predicted model, not a curated record. NCBI's taxonomy places the organism in Eukaryota, Metazoa, Arthropoda, Insecta, Ephemeroptera, Baetidae. The transcript has 4 exons. Bases 507 to 1139 code for a protein of 210 amino acids. Gene Ontology annotation, biological process: rRNA methylation. Gene Ontology annotation, molecular function: rRNA (adenine-N6-)-methyltransferase activity; nucleic acid binding.
CCAAGCUCACAAUCACAAUCAGCUGAUCAAAGCCCGCAUUCUGCCUUCUGCAUCCGAUCUGCUCAACUUACCUCUUGCCUGUCAUUUUUGCAACAAAACCUCGUUCACUCAGCACACUAUAACAAAACGCAACUUCAUUUCCAUAGUAAAAAGAGCGAGCCGAGUGGAAGUUUUAGCAGGCGUGUGUCACACGGAAAACCUGGUUACAAAACCUCACUGGAAAUGUCUUUUCCAUCUCAAACCCCGCCGGUCACCCCUAACAUGAGACAAGAGAUACAAAACAAGAAGAUCUUGGAAGACCUGCACCAACAGAAGAAGCAGCUGUUACUAAAACAAGGCACCCAACUCAGCAAUGCCAGUGCUGCUCAAAACCAAGCUCAUGAUGCCGGCAACCAGCGUAGCAUUCAACUGCAGUUAGCCCAUUCCCAGUCAUUUGGAUUUUUCGUGCCCCAAGACUCUGCCUUUGGCAAUUUCAUCCUUCCUGUCCUCCCCCGCUUUGACUCAAAAUGAAGCUGCGCAAACUAGAAGAGCUGUUGCAACAACUGGAUGGCUUCGAGAAGCCCAAAGUGCUGCUCGAGCAGUACGCAACCUCACCUCACGUUGCUGCCUGCAUGCUUCACACCGCAGAAGAGUCUUUCGGGGAUCUGGAUGGAAAAGUGGUUGCUGACCUGGGUAUGGGCUGUGGCACCCUGGCCAUCGGAGCUGCUCUUCAGGGCGCUCGCGUUUGUUACGGCUUUGAAAUAGACCAGGAGGCCAUCAACAUUGCCAAGCAGAAUCUGGAGGAAACUGAAAUAGCAGUGGAGAUCAUCAGGGGAGACGUCGAAGCUGGUUUAGGGUCGAGGUGGGAAAAAAGUGUGGACACAGUGCUGAUGAACCCACCGUUCGGCACCAAAAAGAACAAAGGUGCGGACAUGACAUUCUUGCAGGAGGGCUUGAGGUUGGCAACACGUGCAGUUUACUCCCUGCACAAGACUUCGACCAGGCAGCACGUCCUGAGCAAGGCCAAACAGUGGGGUGUGGAAGCCAAGGUUGUUGCAGAGCUCCGCUACGAUUUGCCUGCCACUUAUCGAUUCCACAAAAAACAAUCAGUAGACAUUGAAGUGGACUUCUUUAGAUUUAGUUUCAACGAUAAUAAUUAAUUAAGUUGAUAUGUUUGCGGUGAUUUGGGUGAUUUCAAAUUCAUUAAUUAUUUUUGGUGCAACAUUGCGGAUGGACGCGUCAUCUUAAAUUAUGCUUUGUGCACCACUGAUACUUGUUUUGGGUUGGAUCAAGUAUGUGUCAUGUGUUGCGUCAGAUUUAUUUAUCGUAGGAAGUCAUAUUUUGCUUAACAGUGAUUUGGGAGGAUUUCUCCACCUACAUAACGUUUUAUUCCUCAAUAAAGGGUUGUAAGGGUCAUGGCCGGCAUGAGAUACAUGUGGAAAAACAUUACACUGGACUUGUGCCAUCCACUGAUCGCAAAAUUUGAAAUUCUUAUGGUAUACUCAUUAUAUGUAUUGAAAUGGGUGAUACAUUUGGUCAAAAACUGAAACGAAUUGGUAUCAGGGCGCAAUAAACCUAAGUGGUGGAUCAAGCACUCGAUAGGCACAAUGUUCCUCCCCUAAUGAUCUUUGCAUGGGACUAUGUUGCCUCAAAUGUCAGCCCAGAUUCCAUCCGUCAUGAUGCCCAGAAUAAUCAAUGCUCUGCCUGUUGAAACCGAUUUUUAAAUAUUAGGAAGCGUAUAGUACCAAAUAUUACUAUGAUUCGUAAGAAUUCUUCAUUUUCAUAAUUUAGGUAAUGAAAUUGGCUCAGAAAAAAUAAAAGUAUUAGAUCCAAAAUAA